Messenger RNA from Oreochromis aureus, 3363 nucleotides. RefSeq names its product sprouty RTK signaling antagonist 2 (gene spry2). NCBI's taxonomy places the organism in Eukaryota, Metazoa, Chordata, Actinopteri, Cichliformes, Cichlidae. The record is from RefSeq and is a predicted model, not a curated record. Gene Ontology annotation, biological process: negative regulation of fibroblast growth factor receptor signaling pathway; animal organ development; multicellular organism development. The coding region runs from base 1009 to 2010 and encodes 333 amino acids. Gene Ontology annotation, cellular component: cytosol; membrane. The transcript is spliced from 4 exons.
UCUCAUGCACACAGUGGAAACGCGCUUAUCGGUUGCGUAUCAGAAUCGGCGCGAGUCAUCGGGCUUUCUGGUUUUACUCAGCAUUCAAUAUUUUUUAUUUUUUUUAUUUUUGCCUGAUGCUCUGUUUAGGUUUAGGAAGCUCGAUCCUGUCACAGAGCUCCAGCUUCUCUCCCACUGUCACAGACUCCUGUGUGGAGGCGUCUGUUUUAACCAGGCUUAUAAAACCAAAAGAACCCAAGAAGUUCCCAAAGAUGUCCCACCACACACAAACCCUCUGAGUGCACUCCCACUUAAUAUGGCCUCUUUCUUUGCUCCAAACUUCUUCUUCUUCAAAUCUUGUCACUCAUCAUCUUUUCAGCUGUCUAACAAUGUAAAAAUGUGCUCGAAUGGGGAAGUUUGCUGCAGGCCAUUUGCCACUUGCCACUUGCCACAGGAACAAACAAAAGCCGUUCCUGUAUUGUAACUGAAAGGAGGGGUGGCCUUGGUCCCUCCACCUCUCGAAAAAGAUUGCAUUUAAAAGGUAAUUAGCACGAGCACAAGAAUCAAGACCUUUUUUUUUUUCGUUUGUUUUCACCACCCUCUCACUUUAGUGUGAGGCGGUGGUGAAAAUGAGCCAGUGUACAGAGCACUUUUGUUAAUACUCACACUCAAAGGGAAACUAUGGCUGAUCUGGGAAAUGAAGUUGGUUCCUUCUCCUCUUAUAUGCGCUUCAACUCCUCGUUUCAGUUAUCAGUUUGACCCACAUCAGUCUUCAGUGUUUAAAAAAGAAAUGAACUUUGAUCAUCAGCGUAUGCAACCUCUAACGAUGGAAAUGUUGACCCUGUGAGAGACGGGCGUAGAAAAUGUGAAACAUGGCAUUUGACACCCAGUGGCGAUGUCUUCUAACAUCUUCUGAUAGAACGACUAUUUCAGAUCUGACAGUUGACAACCAAGCAACCGAUUGGCUUUUCUGAGUAUAAGGACUUCAGAUGUGUCCCCUGCCAGCCACAGUGGCCCUUCAGUCACGAGAUGUUUUCCAGAAGUCAGAACGACAGCGACGGGGGAGGAGGGCAGCAGGGGUCAUCAUUAAACCGGCCAGCGGGUACACUGAAUGACGAAGGGAGCUCUGAAGCACGGACUCGGCAGACCGAUGACGGUCCUCCAAAUCCCGGGUUGAACAAAGGACAGCUGCCCCAUACUGAACCAGUGCUAUCUCUGGAUCAGAUUAGGAUAACUGGGAGUAGCAAUGAGUACACAGAAGGGCCCACUGUUGCCCAAAAAUUUUCAGGUACUCAGGAUACAUCACAGGGCUUAGGAGGCAGUGGACAGCAGGAGACUCAAAAAGAGAGGCCUUAUAAUCUCCGCAACCUGCACGGAAACUCUUCCACGGCGGGUGCUAUGCAGUCUUCCAGUGUAGACGACUCCCAUAGCAGCAUCAGGACCAGCGUGGGAAGCGUUUCUUCAGACCAGAGGCUUAUCGGCAGCCCAGAGAACGGCGACCAGAUAAUCAGAACACAGCCCAAGCGUUCCGAACUGAACUCGGAGGAGCUGAAACCCCUGAAUGAGGAGUCCAGGCCAGUGGUGGUGAUGCCGAGCAGCAAUGUCACUAGAAAUCAAGGUAAACACUCGGUUAGGUGUGAGGACUGCGGCCGAUGUCAGUGUUCAGAUUGCCGUCGCCCACGGGUGCUCCCUUCCUGUUGGAUGUGCGGCCGGCGGUGCGUGUGCUCAGCAGAUAGUGCGGUGGAGUACGGGACGUGCGUCUGCUGCAUUAAAGGCCUUUUCUACCACUGCUCCAGCGAUGACGAGGACACGUGCACGGACAAGCCAUUCUCGUGCACGCAGUCCCACUGCUGCGUCCGCUGGGUCACCGUGUCACUCCUCUCCUUGUUCUUGCCCUGUAUCCUGUGCUACCUCCCGGUUAAAGGAUGCAUGGCAGUGUGUCAAUGCUGCUAUGACAGAGUCAAACGACCCGGCUGUCGUUGCAAGAACUCAAAUUCAGUCCACUAUGAGGAUGUCCGGAAACCAACGUAGACGUAGUGUGUGUGUUGAAAUGGAGAUGGAUGGAAGGGCUCUACGCUCGCUCAACUCAAUAGGCGUGUAGUUGUGUAGAUGAAAGGUUUUAAUAGAGAUCUAAUAAUGCUGUUGUGCUUAAGUUUUUGUAUUUUUCAUCUAGGUCAUUACAAUAUCUGCUGAAAAAUGGCCUUAAUAUGCUGCCUUUUUAAAGUGGGCUCAGAAAAAUCUUUGUACUAAAGGCACGGGAGGUGCAUUCACUCACCCUAGCAUUAGGAGUUUCACUUGAAAGGUAAACCAAAAGAAGCGCUCUACAUUUAAAUGUAUGAAGACAUAUUCAACUACUGUCUUUUUUUCCUCCUUUUUUUUUAAUGUCCUGAAAAUUUGUUCACUCAAGUGCCCUCGUUGUUUUAUUGUUAUGAGAGUCCAGCAGAUAGCGUCUUCUCUCUUUUUGUUUUAACAUUUAAUACAACUUGUGUGCUAAGAACAGACUCCUGUUACUGACUGUAAAGUUUUAAUUGCAAACGGUGUGCGUACGUCAGAAAACGAGUUGAACAGAUGUUUUAUUUUUGUACAUAAUACUUCACCUGGGAAAAGUUUUCUGCCAUGCCAGAGGCACCUUGAUGAAUCCAUACCUAAACUAAUCAGCCACAACAUUAAAACCACUGACAAGCGAAGCGGUGAUCUCAUUGCAGUAUAAGGUUUGCCCGGGAAAUGUACCGCCCAUUUAAACGUCGUUUACGCAAAGCCCCACCCCGGGACAGGGGACAGUGUUCACGUCACACUUCAUAAACUGCUCAGGAACGAUUUGAAAGAACACAUUAAAAUAUCCCAAACUGAUCAGAAACAAACCAGAGUCACCGACCCACAACCCUUGACAGUGUCCUCACUACCAGACACAACAUUAAUCACAGUGUUUUUCAAGAAAAGGGAGACUGGUGGUUUUAAUGUUUUUGGCUAAUUGGCUAUAUGAAUCAGAUAAAUUGACCUUUUUUUUGUUUGUUUGAAAUUUAGUUUUACAUUCACUGGAAUGUUUCUUAAUCACGUUUAUGUAAUUUACAAAAGAAAGAUCUUAUCCCUUCUACUUGUAAAUUGUACAGUGAACUUAUAUGAAAAUUCUAUUUUCUAAUUCCAACAUUGCCUAGUGUAAAGUUAAAACUAUAUAUUUAUUUGAAGGUUUAUUAUUUUAUAAUGAUAAAAUAUUUAUUUUGAGAAGGCAUCAAUGUUUCGCCUGCUUGUGGGAGAAGGGGUCACUCUGUAGUCACUGCAAGAUCAGAGCGGACCCUGUACGAGUGUCAAAGCUGGAUGAAUAUUUCACUAUGGAUUAGGAGACAAAUAUAUUAACGUUUGACAUUAAACAACCCUGAAGUCUGA